UGCCAUCAAGUAGAGUAUAAAAGCAGGGCUCUUUCUGGGACUUCACAAAAUCUUCCUCUGAGAUUUUGAAGGCAACAAUCUGAAAACAAAGGUUCAUCAUGGCAAUCCUGAGAACUCUGCUUUUUCUUUGCAUUGUGUUCUCCAAUGCAGAGGGUAAUUUGGUUGAAAAAUGCCCUUAUGGAUGGAAAAAUUUUGGAGUCCGAUGCUUCAAGUUCUUCCCUCAGACGGUUAACGUGAUCACAGCAGAGAGAAACUGCCAAAGUCUUGACUCAAAUCUCGCAUCUGUGCACAAUAAAAUGGAAAAUGAUUUUCUGAUGAGUCUGUUGCCACCUUCUUCCACACACUCUUGGAUUGGUGCUCAUGAUGCUAUACAAGAAGGACAGUGGGUGUGGAGUGAUGGAACUCCAUAUGACUACACUAACUGGUGCUCUGGUGAACCUAAUGGCGGUGGUGCAGAGAACUGUGUGGUGAUUAACUACAGCUCUAACGUUUGCUGGGUCGAUAUAACCUGUUCCACUUCAGCGGGCUAUUUUUGUGCUAAAGGCCUGUAAAACAUAUGCAGUCGCCCUGCUCCACAGUCUCUUUGAUUUUACUACAUUUACAUUUUCUUGGAUCUUAUGUUUACAAAAAUAAAUAAAUAAAGU
Messenger RNA from Carassius carassius (crucian carp), 644 nucleotides. RefSeq names its product ladderlectin-like. Lineage: Eukaryota; Metazoa; Chordata; Actinopteri; Cypriniformes; Cyprinidae. The transcript is spliced from 6 exons. Bases 99 to 551 code for a protein of 150 amino acids. The record is from RefSeq and is a predicted model, not a curated record.